Molecule: messenger RNA, 2000 nt
Organism: Phasianus colchicus (ring-necked pheasant)
Lineage: Eukaryota; Metazoa; Chordata; Aves; Galliformes; Phasianidae
Gene: ILK
Product: integrin linked kinase
Biological process (GO): protein phosphorylation; cell-matrix adhesion; integrin-mediated signaling pathway
Cellular component (GO): focal adhesion; stress fiber
Molecular function (GO): ATP binding; protein serine/threonine kinase activity; protein binding
Source: RefSeq, a predicted model, not a curated record
GCCGUGCGGGCGGGCGGAGCUCGAGGCCGGAUCGAGCCGCGCCGGGAGCGCCGGACGGUGGCGAUGGGCGCGGGGACGAGCGGGCCUCCAAUGGCGGAGGAGGGCGCUCCCCGCAGCGACAGCCGCGAUGGAUGAUAUCUUCACGCAGUGCCGGGAGGGCAACGCGGUGGCCGUGCGUCUGUGGUUGGACAACACCGAGAAUGACCUCAAUCAGGGGGAUGACCAUGGCUUCAGCCCCCUGCACUGGGCCUGCCGCGAGGGCCGCUCCAAUGUGGUGGACAUGCUGAUCAUGCGAGGAGCGCGCAUCAACGUCAUGAACCGUGGUGAUGACACCCCGCUGCACCUGGCAGCCAGCCACGGCCACCGCGACAUCGUGCAGAAGCUGAUCCAGUUCAAAGCGGACAUCAAUGCGGUGAAUGAGCACGGGAACACCCCUCUACACUACGCCUGCUUCUGGGGACACGACACGGUGGCAGAGGACCUUGUGGGUAACGGGGCCUUGGUCAGCAUUGCCAACAAGUACAGCGAGACGCCUAUUGACAAAGCCAAAAUGCCUCUGCGGGAGAUACUGAAAGAGCGUGCAGAGAAGCUGGGCCAGAACCUGACCAAGAUCCCCUACAAGGACACCUUCUGGAAGGGCACGACCCGCACACGGCCCCGAAAUGGGACCCUCAACAAACUUGCUGGAAUAGACUUCAAACAGCUGAGCUUGAGCCAAAAACUCAAUGAGAACCAAUCAGGAGAGCUGUGGAAAGGGCGCUGGCAAGGCAAUGACAUUGUCAUCAAAAUGCUGAAAAUUCGGGACUGGACAACUCGGAAGAGCCGAGACUUCAAUGAGGAGUACCCAAAACUGCGGAUCUUCUCUCACCCCAAUGUGCUGCCAGUGCUGGGUGCCUGCCAGUCCCCCCCAGCCCCCCAUCCCAUUGUCAUCAGCCACUGGAUGCCCUAUGGCUCCCUCUACAAUGUGUUACAUGAGGGGACAAACUUCGUGGUGGACCAGAUGCAGGCAGUGAAAUUUGCUUUUGACAUUGCGCGAGGCAUGGCCUUCCUGCACACACUGGAGCCCCUCAUCCCACGGCACCACCUGAACAGCCGCAGCAUCAUGAUUGACGAGGACAUGACAGCAAGGGUCAGCAUGGCCGACGUGAAGUUCUCCUUCCAAUGCCCUGGGAGGAUGUAUGCGCCAGCCUGGGUGGCACCAGAAGCCCUGCAGAAGAAGCCAGAGGAAAUUAACAGGCGCUCGGCGGACAUGUGGAGCUUUGCAGUGCUGCUAUGGGAGCUGGUGACCCGUGAGGUGCCGUUUGCAGACUUGUCCAACAUGGAGAUAGGCAUGAAGGUGGCACUGGAAGGGCUCCGUCCAACCAUCCCACCUGGCAUCUCCCCACACAUCUGCAAGCUGAUGAAGAUUUGCAUGAAUGAAGACCCAGCCAAGCGCCCAAAGUUCGACAUGAUCGUGCCCAUCCUAGAGAAGAUGCAGGACAAGUAGAGGGAGGUGCCUCCCCCAUGUCUGACGCUGCCAUGCUCCCUUCCCCACCACCUCCAAGUGCCUUUAACCCCAGAGCUAAGGGGGAGCAGGGACUGCCCCCUCACCCUCACCCAUGAGCCAGCCAUGGACACACGGUACAGAUGAUGCUGCCUUCCCUGGAGCCGCUCGGCAGGCUUUGGGCUCUGUAGUACCCAUCUAUGGCAGCACCUCCACCCUCCCUGGCAGCUGUGGGCAGACUGAGCAGGACACCUGGAUGAAAGCACUGAGUGUGGUGGGGCUCUGCUGCCCUGAAGCCACCUCGUGCUCCCAGGCCCAGGGCAGCUCGCCCACAUGGUGGUCUCAUGUUAAAAGUGUCCAGUCCUGGUGCUCUUCCCUGCUAAAGACAGCAGGGUAAAGAUUUGCCUGUUUGUGCCCAGCACCACCCCAGCUUCGCGCUUCACUUUUUAUCGUUUCCAUCCAGGCCACGUGGAAAAGCCGCCAGCAUCUGAAAUAAAUAUUUGUUACAAAAACUGCC